AUGUUAGAGACUCAGAAAACUUCCACUGCUCUGGCACCAUUCAACGAUCCAGACGGCGACAUCAUCCUGCGCUCCGCCGAUGGUGUCGACUUUCAUGAUUUCAAGCUCGUCCUUUCGCUGAUUUCACCCGUGAUGUUCACCCUACCACAGCACGAAUCGCAACUAUGUGUACCUGUCAUCCCUGUGAUUGAGCACAGCACAAUCCUUCACCCGCUACUUCUUCUUUCCUACCCUGGCGCUGACCCGACCUUCGACAGCUUUGAUAAUGCGAGGGCGGUGAUGGAAGCAGCCAGGAAAUAUGACAUGGAAGCAAUUUCCGACCGUAUUGGAGAUCUCAUCGUCGGAUGGCAGCAUCAUGCUCGAACAGCCGCUACCCGGAGCCUCGAGAUCGAAGAUCUAGGACGACCAAGCCCCAGGUUCACUGGUAUGUGGGACAUCAGCGCCUGUCGAUUACCACAAGGCUCUUCAAAUACCAGUUAUGAACGCGGCAUCGCUGCUCAGGCAGUUAGAGAGUCUCUCGCCUGGCUACCGGCGACCCCAGCCACCUGUAGUAUGCAAAUGUGGAGCUACCUCGGCUGCAGAAUCACAUAUGGCAGGCCUGCAUUCUAA
Messenger RNA from Suillus paluster, 609 nucleotides. RefSeq lists its product as uncharacterized. Gene Ontology annotation, molecular function: protein binding. The transcript has 2 exons. Lineage: Eukaryota; Fungi; Basidiomycota; Agaricomycetes; Boletales; Suillaceae. The record is from RefSeq and is a predicted model, not a curated record. The coding region runs from base 1 to 609 and encodes 202 amino acids.